Messenger RNA from Cavia porcellus (domestic guinea pig), 11998 nucleotides. It is a transcript of the gene Ice1, whose product is annotated as interactor of little elongation complex ELL subunit 1. The coding region runs from base 4577 to 11125 and encodes 2182 amino acids. Lineage: Eukaryota; Metazoa; Chordata; Mammalia; Rodentia; Caviidae. The transcript has 19 exons. The record is from RefSeq and is a predicted model, not a curated record.
UAAGGGAAGGCUGUUCUGUUACUUAAAAGAAACUUUAAAGCAGCUGGAGAUGGCGAGGUAAGACCAGCUGGCUGAGCAUGUCCUUUGAUGAGCCGAGCUUGGAGUGGUGAGAAAGAAGUGAACAGGGGUGUGUUACAGGGAAUCAAGAGUGGAGACCGGGCGGAGGAAGAGCAGCCGCGGUGGGCAGUGGGUGGGUAACGAGUCGCCCUUAGGACUGACAUUUGUGCGCUCACUGUUACUACCUCAGCAUGAAUUCAGCCUUCACAUGAGCCCAAAACUCAAGAGGCUGUGUGCGGAGAGAGGAUGCCCUGCUCACAGCGUCCCGCGCUGAGUUGGUUUACCAGGAGAGUGUGGGGGGCCUGUGCUAGGGAAGGCGCCCGUGUGAGUGCCAGGACUUCACUCUGUCUAACUGGCCGCGUUACGCUGACGAGUCUGUGUACUGAGUGGAGCAGCCUUUGACUUGCACUAAAAACUUCUCUGUCACGUCUUCCUCCCUUCUUUGCCCGGUAGUAUAAGACAUGCAGUGGUUGAGCAGGCAGAGAUGCAGACGAUCUUUUGAACAGUCAUUGCUCUGUGAAGAAGCGUACAACCUGACGCUUUUCAUCCACCCCUCCAUGGUCUCAUAGAGCACCUCGGCCUCUUUUCUCACCCUCACUGAUUUCUGUGUUUUGUCACCCAUCUGUAGCCCCGUGUCCUCGUGUUCAGUGGUCAUAUAAACCGAACCACCGUGAUAUGUAAAUUAAGCAAGUCUUACGUUGUGUGGCUUUAAGUCAAGCUAGUUAGCUCAAGUAAGUCGUUUUAUUUUGGGGGGCCCCUUUUGCUUGCCUUCACUGCAGAACACAGUAACUGUACUCUUGAGAAUCCAGGUGGCAGUUUGAAACUGUCCAUCCUGUGUGUCUACAUUAGAUUUGGUCAGUUUGCUGCUUGGCUGCCCUAGGGACAGGUUUCAGUUUAUUAUUUAUAAAAACUUUUGCUGGAUUCCCACUGAUAGUUGCCACAAGUUUGAACUUUGUUGUUUCUAACUUGAAAAAUAUUUUCUCUCAGACAUGUUUACGGUUGCUCUGUACAGGAAUGCUUGUGAAACUGUAAUUCCUUCACUGUCCAGUCAUUCGUGUGUUUAUCAACGGCAUGUGGUUUGGCAUACAGCCAGUAGAAGAGGCAUGGGAGCUCGUUCUAGUUAGGGUUGUAGUCACGAGCAGAAGCAGCCUUCCUGUAAGUGUAAUGUAAUAAAUUUUGGUGGGGGAGAUCCCACAGUGCAAGAAGGUCAACUUUGAGGGGCUUGUGUGACCCCUGAAGGUGACAGAAGUGAAUCUCAGUUCAAGUCUGGAAAAUGACUUGAGAGAAAGGCGGUGGCGAGAGCAGUGAUGUAGGCAGGGGACGCAAGUUGUGCAGAGGCUUGGAGGAGGGAGGUGGUGUGUGUUAGAGGAAGCCCAAGGUAGAGAGAGCUGUGUUUCCUAGCAGGAGGAGCACUUUCUGACACCUCCGUGUGAACAUCUCUCCCACCCAAGUCCCCUUCAGGUUUCUCUCCUGCCUGAGAACAGUGUCUUCCCCUCCUGCUGGACUCCUGGCAGGACUGUGUGUGUGCUGUUGUCUGUCCUGACCCUUCAGCUGCCAUCAUUUAGGCCUCAUUUAUUACUUAGUCUCUGUCAUUUCUAUGUGCUCGUUGAAAGAGUAGCGCUUUGCAUUCCUCAGGGAGCAUGGAGCGAAGCCUGAGACGUCUUUGGUGACCACACUGAGGUGGGAACGUGAGACCAGGCCUGCUUUCCAUGGUUGGCCAGCAGGGUUCCUGCACUCAGGGUGCAGGUAACUCAGGAGUGCGGUUAUUAUAGAGAAAGGGGGUAGAGCAAAAUGAGGUGUGGAAAGCAGGUCUGAGCUUCCAGGCUGUUAGCGGAGUUGCACACAUCGCGAUUUCCCCAGCCAUGUGCUGUGGCGGCACGUGUGAAGUGUUGUCUUCCGAGGACUUUAUUGGGGUGUGUUGUCUAGGCACCCUCUGCCCACCACGUGCCCGAAUUCCAGGCUCCUAGCAGGAAGGCCUGUGUUUAACAUAAAUCUCAUUGCAGUUUGGGCUCAGCAGCCCCCUUGUAUCACCAGGAAUUGGGGAAGGAGCCUUUCAGAAAUGUGGGUUUCUGGAUGCCAACCGAAGGCUGCCCUGGUCAGCAGGCCUUUCUAAGGGAUGAACUAAAGGCUGCUUGUUAACUCUGCUGUGUGCACACUUCGGCUGUGAGGGCCGUGGCCAGCUUGCAGAGAUCGGGGUACUCCGGGAGCCCUGUCUUCCAGCCCAGAAUGUCAGCAGUUGAUCGAGAAACUCUCCUUCAUAUGUCCCCGAGUUUCUGCAGAAGAUUGGUUCCCAGGCCCUCCUGGAUACCAGGAUCCAGUCUCCCCAGCCCCUCGCAAAAUGGCAUAGUACGGAAUGGCAUAAGCUGUGCACGCUCCUUCCUGUAUUUAAGGCAUGCCUUUUGGAGUGCUUUCAGUACCGAACACAGUAUGAAUGGUAAGUGAGUAAUUGUCAUGUCGUGUGGGAAAUGAUGAGAAAAGAGAGCAGAUUCACGGCGCAGUGUUUCCCUAAGUAUUUCCUCUCUCUAGUUGGUUGAAUCCACAGACUGUGUUGUUUGUUCAAGCAAUCUGUUUGUCCUCUUGUCCUCUAUAUUACUUGCUGCUUUUGCUAAUGUGGUUAGGGAACCAUUGCAGUAACUCUGCUGGCCAUCUUUUAUGUCCACCUGCUUUACCCCUAAACCUUGCUUCUCUCCAUGCUAUCUGGCCAGCCCCCGGCUCCUAGUGUAUUUGUAGCUGUAUUGAUUUCACCUUCUGAAGGGAGGGAUCGUGGGCAGGAAGGUUCAGGUGACGUUCAGGAGGGUGUUGGUGUGUGUGUGUGUGUGUGUGAGUGUGUGUGUGUGUGUGUGGGUGUGUUGGUUUGAGACAGGACCUCACCGUACAGUUCAGGUUGGCCUUAAACUCAUUGUGUAGCCCAGGCUGGCCUUGAACUCGUGGUCUUCUGAGAGCGCUGACAUUCCAGGCAUGUACCACAGGCCAACAGGAGGCCACUGGGUAGAUAAAAUGAAAACAGUCUGUUACAAGCAAAGAGUAACUGGAGAAGAAAAAAGUCUUGAAUAAGAGAGUAGGCUGUUCUGGAAAUUGUGUCCAUAAAUUAAUUAAGGCUGGAACUUGAGAAAAAUCAUCCAAAAGACAGAAAACAAAGCAAAAAAAAGUUGGCAGGGGUGGGGUGAGAAAGAGAAAAGGUCUGAGAAUGAAGAAGAAAUCACUUUUCUGGUAGAUUACAUAAUACUGCUUGACCAUCCAUAAUCUUAAGAUGCAGUCUGCAUUCUGGACUUGAGAGCUUUUCAGCUUAAGGGUGCUGAACCUGUAAAUUCUAUAAAAAUUCCAAAAUCAGAAAAGUUCUCGGAUCUGAAACAGUUCUGGUCCCAGUCAUGUCUGAUAAGGGAUGGUCAGUUGCAGAAGGGUCAGAAGUGGAGAGCAGAAAUACAGAGGGAAAAGCAGUUCGCAAAGAAGCAGCGCCGCCACAUGGCCAGGACGGGAAGAGCGCCUGGACCCUUCCUCCUCCGGGAACCUGGCCUUGGUGCGUUGGCCCUGAAGUGCGGGGAGGUACGAGGGGCAGGCGGAUCCUGUGGACCCUUCUCCCGCCUCACCCUGCUAGGCUUGGGCUCCGAGGCUCAUUGCUAGGGUCAAACGGUAGUUAACCCUGAUUGGAAGAGUGGAGAGGGGCGCUGGUGAGGCUGGUGUACAGAGUACCCCGUAUCUGACCAGAUCUGAAGCGGCACGCAGCCGGGCCUUGGGAACCGUGUCAGCUGAGCAUGGGAAUGCAGCAGGUUGCUGUCUUUUCCCCCCUUUAUAGUGCUGUUUUGUGAUUUUAGGUUUUCAUUUUAUGAGAGCUCUAUGGGAACGUAAUUCGGGGAGACAACUGGACAUACAGAAUCUAUAAAGACAGUCUGCAGCCCCAGCACCACCUGGGUCCCCUUUCAAGGACCCAUUUUUGGUCGGUUGCACUUUGUGUGUUUAGUAAAGGACUUUCUCUGGCUGGGGAGUAGACUGGUAUUGAACCAGGUGUUAUCACUUUGAGGCCUCAUUGUUCGAUUGCUGUCUUUGGAAGGUGAGGAUGGAGCCUUUCGGCCCCACGCUGUGCCACACCUGUGCUGUACCCCUCCCCUCCUCCUUGGUGUGCUUCGGAUUUCAGCUAGAUGAGUGUUUGGGCUUAACACUGGAGCUGCAUAUUAAUUUAGAGCUAAACUCUGGUGUACAUUAUUUUUCCUCCUGGCAUGUUUUUUCGUAUCCCUUAGUUAGUAAUUAUAGUCUUAAUCCAGUUUUUAUCCUAAAAAAAUUGAUGCUUUGUGUGAGGGACUAGAUUUAACACUUUGUGUGACCGUCCUGUUUAAUACUAAUAGCAUGCCAGCUGUGUAACCUCUGUACGAUUCAGUUUUCCCAUCUGUGAAACUGGAAAUUGUAUUGAGGUUUGUGGCCACUCAGUAAAAAGUGGUGGUGGGACAGAAAUUUGAAGCAGGUGUUUAUGACUCUAAGAGUCUGAGGUCUCUUUGGUUUCUGGCAUAGUGUUUGAACUUGUGGAAUGACGUCUGCAAGAAAGGUGGGAAAGCUAAAACACAACAGUAAGAGCUUGGAAGAGUGGGAAGGAGAGGCGGUCAUUUUUGUAAUGCAUCUCUCAGCGGCACCCACAUCCACAUCACGGGCAGCUCUGGGCCAGUGUAAUAAUUUAAAUGAAUAUGUUGAAGCAUUAAUUACCUUGAAACAGAAAAUUAUCAAUACCGACAAUCUGUUGACAGAAUAUCAGAAGAAAUGUGAUGAGCUGCAGUUUGCAAGAAGAGAAAACAGCACCCUGCAUCACCAAGUGGAACAGAUGCUUCAAAAAAUUUCUCCUCUGCAGAAAUGUCAGGAAGAAUUGGGAUCUUUAAAAGCAGAGCUGGAGGAGAAAAAGAACUCCCUAAAGUUGUAUCAGGAUACUCACCAGGAAUACGCCCGGGUAAAGGAAGAAUGCUUGAAAAGUGAUGCACAAAAGAAGAAACUGGAAGCUAAGGUGAAGAAGCUGGAAGAGGCUGCUGUCAGGCAAACUCAGGACUUCAAGCAACUGAGAAAUGAAAAGAAAAUACUUGAAAAGGAAUUUAAGAAGACCCAGGAAAGGCUGGACGAGUUUUCUAGACAGAAAAGUGAAAAGGAAUUGAGACAUAUUGGAACACAAAUUUCAAGUGAUUCGUGUGGAAGCAUAGACAAAAGGAAAGUGAAGCUGCUGCUGAAGGAGCUCUGGCUCUGUGUGAACUCGGCGCGCAGGCUGCCCGGCGACGGCCGCAGACGUGCCCCAGAAAAACCUGCCAAAGAAGACAUCAGAUCCAGAGUGUCUGAGGAAGAUGACAUGCUACCUCUGGCCCCAGGCAGCCCGCCCCGCUCCUCUAAUGUGCAGACAUGCCUUGCGGCGCUGUCCAGGGAGAUGCAGGCUGAUUUUGCUGCCUGGAAAAGUGUGGCCAAAGAGCAGCCCAGUGGUGUGAAUCACAGUGCCAGCAGAGUCGUCUCUAAUGAGGACAGGGAUCUGGAGGCUUUACCUCGGAGUCCUGAGGACUGGGAUGGGACUGGCUUUGCCCACCAUGGUCAUCUUUUGGACAGAGAUCUCCAGGCUGCCAUGGACUUCUUCAGACUUCCCCCUCCUCUUCUGUCUCCAGUGCCCUCGCCCCCUUGCAUGUCCUCACCACAGCCGGGCUCCUUACCAUCUGCGCUCACCUCUGAAACCUACUUUGGAGAGUGCACAGAUUCCAGUGACAGCGACUCCACUCAUCCUGGAAAUCCUGCCGACUCUAUUUCUGAAGAUGAUAUAACUGAGUCACAAGAUUAUUUUGGUUUAUCCAGAAAAAAUAAAGCAAGGGGUGCAUGGGAAGAGAAGCCCAGGUCACAAGAAGCCAUCCAAGCUGUGAAUGAGUGGACAGUGAAUACAGUGGCCGCUGGUGGGCUUGCAGCGCUGACUGUGGCCCGGAGCAAGCCUCCAGCCACCUCCCCUGUGGCCCGGGAAGAGCCCUUGGUGGGGCCGUCUGAAAUGCAGGCUGAAAGCCCAAGAGCUGCUUCCGGGGAAGUCAGAAGGCCAGGGGGAGUCGGAGAGAGCGCUGAGUGCCUGCAGGCCGACAGGACACACCACACGCCCAGCGGGAGUCUCUGGGGGGAGAGGCUGUCCUGCAGCCUAACGGGAGACAAGGACAAAGCCACUGAGAAGUCAGCCCUUCACAGGACGCCACAGAAGGAGCUUGGCAAGUCCAAAGGAGGAUCCCUGCCAUUUAGAAUGGCGGGAUCAUGCACAUCAGAAUUUACCGAGUGGACACGUACUAAUGAAGUCGCUUUGGAGGCAGGACGGGUGACCGGACCUGGCUGUCUGCAGAGAGUAUCUGGAGCAAUGACAGAGGGCACUGGAGAUAUGCAAGGGUCCACUUCAGAAGAACUGCCCGAACCCGAACCCGAAGAGGACUGUGGUGGCACAGGUGGUGCGGUGGGUCAGGCAGGGCUGGGUGUUAGAGCCGGUGUUUCCUCCUCUUCUCCCAUGGCACCAGGGUAUGUCUGCAGUACUCCGCAGGCUGCACAGUUAGGAAGCAUCGCUGCUGUGGAGACUCCAGCCAAAGGAAUCCCUCCUAAGCUGCACCGUUUAGAACAAAACUUACAAACUAAAACUUCAAACACACUACUUCGAUCUGAGCCACCAGAACAUUCUAUACAAGAAAACAACCUGGAGAGCAGCUUGCGUUCUUUGAGUCCUGAGUUGGGAGUACGGGAUAUGAAUGACCAGAAGAGCAGGGAGAUAGAAGGCACAAAAAUUAUAAAAGGUUUGACCAAAAUGUACUCUUUUCCUCUGUCAGUAUUCAGGAAGGCAACAAAAGACGGACUCUGCGAGACUCAAGAUCCAGGAAUGGAGCUCACACUACAGAGGUCAGAUUGGGCUUCACUAGCGGGUCCUCAGGCUGCCGUGGUCAGGAGUGGCUGUGGUUUUGUGAAGAGCACUUCGUGGCACCAUAGUGAUUUCCUAAGAAGUGCUGGUGAGAGCCCGAGAGUGAGCUCAGCACAUGAACGGGAGAGUGGCUGUCAGUUUGAUAUGGCAGCACCAGCUCUCCAAAACAGAGGGUCAGGGGCCAUGCCUCAGCGUCCUGGAGAAAGUGCCAGGCCUGUGGGACUCACAGCUGCUGCCGCACUGCUGCCCAACCAGGUGUCCGUCAUCACAAAGCAGACAAGGCCCCCACAGACCCCAAGUGCGCACCCGGAGCACUGGUCACCAAACAGGAAGGCGCCGCACAUAGCCGCUGGGAAUCAGGCUAGCAGAAGGGAGACACCAGCAGCAGCAGAGCCCGGCGGCGAGGGGGAGGACACCGUCAGGAGCACGGAGGAAGUGGCUGCCCGGAGGAGCGCGGCACCGCGGCCUCCUUCCGCUUGGAGACAUUUGGAUCCUCCGACUGAUUCUAUACUGGCAGGAAGUUCGGCCUGUUCUGGGGACAGUGAGGUAGCUUUCUCUUCUGGAAACAGGCGUCCCUGUAGCCUGGAGGUUUCCAGGGGUGCUGCCACGCAGGAUGAGGCGCAGAUGCCAGAGCCGUCUCCUCCCUUCCCGGGUGAGGACGCACGUGGGGCUGAGCUGGCUGUGUCGGGAGGCUGCCCUGUGCGAGAAGUGCCCCGUGGGGACCCCGAGGCCCUGGCCGGCACCCUCAACCCGCCCAGCACCUCCCAGGAGGCGUCUGGAACGCCUGGUGCGGCUUUACCGGUACACUUUGUCACCCCGAGCGUCACCUUUUCAUCGCCGUUGUGCAGCACAGCCGAGGCCCGACACCUGUCACAGAGCGGGCCCCUGGCUUCCGCCUUCUGCUGUGCAGCGAUCCGGGAGGCCAGGGACAAGGACAGUGAGGUGGAAGGGAGCGAGAGCGAUGUGGAGGCUGACGGGCUGGGCAGGGGACCACGGGAUGCAACGGGUAACACCCAGAAGGCUUUGGGGAGCAGUGAGGCUGGGGGGCCCGAGACAGGAGCUUCUCUAGAGCUGGGCGACUUGACCUCUGCGCUGCAGGAGUUCAACCUCAGCCCUUCCCCGGACAUCGACAGGCUUUCCGCCUCCGGGGUUCUCAUGUUUUUCGAGAAUUGUCAGUUAAGGGACUAUAGUUCAGGGGACUCGAUUUCAGAAUGUUCUAGCAAGGGAACCCUAAAUAAAGAAGUCGACAAAGAGUUAAAGGCACGUGACAUAUCAGGAGAGAGGCCUGAGGAGCAGCCCUGCGAAGAGGAGGCACCGGGGAGCCCGGGGGAGUGGGUGGAAGGGGAAGAGGACUGUUCUCUGAGGGCGCCCAGCCCGCUGGCGCAGUGCUCCUUGGAAAUGCAGGCUGAGGUGCUCUCCAGCAUUGGACAGGAGCUUGAGAUAGGCCGCGGGGACUUUCAAGGCAACGAUCCUGGCAGGUUACUCCUCUUAAAAAUAUAUAACAGCCUGACAGUGGAAGAUCUGAAAGACGUUCUACCUCUGGAAGUGGCCCCCCAUCCCCCAGAACCACCCCUGCCCACCGCCACCCCAGACGUGCAGGGCAGCCACCUUGCGAUAGGUAGGUCUCUCCCUGAGCACACUGGGAGUGGACCCGAGGACAGUCCCCAGGCCACUAAGCCUGCCGCCCCCGAGGAGGGUCGGGCAGCACCGCCCACCUGGUGCGCUGGCUCUGCCGCUGAGGCCAUACCCCAGCACAGCCCCGGCUGUGAGGGCGCAGUGCGCAGGGCUCAUAGAGAAGGCGCCAUGGUGCAGGGGCAGGGGGCACUGGACGCUCCUUUUGCUUCCUUGGAAUCUCCAGAGCGGGCCCCAGGAACCAGUGUCCCCGGACCCGCAUCACAGGAGCCCCCGGGCAGUGGCUCCCCUGUGGGUGCCCAGGGCGCUGUCUCCAGCAGUGGGCAGAGCAGCAAUUUCGAUAAGAGCCGCCUGCGGAACAGGCCUGUUAAGCCCAGCAUCUGGGUGAGCUCUCAAAUAUACGAUCAGCCCUUCGAGCCUGCAAACAUCACCUCCGAUCACACGUAUUAUAACUCGAAACUGGAGCCGUCUGGGAAGAAUAAGAUCCGAGUGAAGAUUCCCGGCAAAGAUCUGCCUGGCAAACCCGCUAAGACUGCAGCGCCAGCUAGAGGCGACCCUCCUCCGUCGGGAGUGGGGGACUGUGGAAGCCUGAGGACCCUCCGGGGACAGGCGCAGCCAGUUGUGGCCAAAGCCGACACAUCCACCCCCACAGACUGCACCCUGGAUGCACUCAGCAGGAUCCGGCAGGAGGUGGGGCCUCCCCUGCCGCCACUGCUCGCACCACUGGUUGCCACACCACCACGGACCACGCAGCCAGUGUCGCCCCUGAGGUCGCUCCCCAGCCCGGGCUCCCCAGGCUCCCCGGCCUCCCCCGCAGAGCCGCCCGCACUGUCUCCCUGGCCAGAGGAGCCCUCGCCUCCUCCCUCGGCCGCCUGGGCUGCGGGGAGGAGCGUGUCCUCGCCCCUGCAGUUCUGCGCAGCCACCCCGAAGCACGCGCUGCCAGUGCCAGGCAGGCUGCCGCCCUGUGCACCCAGUGUGCCCACUGCCACCGCUGCCUGCCCCCCGGAGAACUCGGUGAAGAUCCUGGACACCAUGUACCCCGAGUUAUCCGCCCGGGCGCGCACCCUCAGCAUCCUCAAGGGUAACCUGCAGCUGUCGCGGGGCUCUUCCACGGACGGGAAGACCUUGCCAGGGCCCAUGAGCGCGCUGAUAGGGCUCAAAGCCAUCACGUCCUCGUCCACCGCCUUUGUCAAAGCAGGGGGUGACACUAACCAGGACAGGCCGAGAGACUCGGGGCAGGAUUCGGGGGCGAAGAGAACACUGGCAGCUUCCACUCUGAGGGGAGCGAAGAGACUGCGCCUGGACAGUGAGUCCCCGGAACCAGAAGUGAUGGAGGCUGCCUCCAGACACGGCCCCAAGAGUUCCCUGGGAAAACCCCCCCAUCCCGAAGCUGAGCCCAUAGAGCAGGAAGGCAGCGGGGCCACAACCACCAGUCCAGGGUCCCAGGUCCCUUCGAAGCCCAAAGAAACGGUGGAGUCACACAAUGAAGCCAUCGCUCAGGCACUGAAGAAGAUUGCAGAGUCUUCUUUCGACCUGUUACCUGUCAUUCGAAGUCACGUGCAUGUUGGAAACAUCUCUAAGAAGCCUGUAAUGAGGGACCAGGAGAAGGAAGUCGUCUAUGAAUUUAGCACAACAAAGAAGCGUUUAGCAGAGUGUUUGCUUCACUCCAUUCUCUCAGAGCUCAAGACUCAGAAGGUGUCUGAGGACCACAGUUACAUGCACGCGCUCUGCAGAGUGUACGUGGGUGUUUGUCGGCAGCUGGGAGACUUGGCAAGAGCCCGCUUGUUUUGCUACAGUCUCCUAAAGGAGGAUUUUCCAGAGUCUGAGAAACUGACUUUGUUUAUCGCGAACAUGUGGCAUGAUGUGUUUGCUUCCCCGUCAGUGAUUAGCAAAGCCAUGCAGCUGGUUGCCAGGCAGCGUGCCAGAGGGGAGGUUCUGAGCUGUCUGAAAGCCUUUCUCAGCUGGGAAAAGAAUGCUCCUGUAGAUGUUGGCAUCAUGGUUUCUAAGCUGCUUUUGACCAUACAGUUAUGUCCAAAAACAGAAUUCCAGCCCAGUGAGAAAUACGGGGAGGACCUGAGUGAUAACACUUGGGAAUGCAUCUUUGCCAUCGAUCUGCUCUGCUCCCAUCAGAAGUGGGUCUGGACACACGAUAACAUCAUAAGUAAGGAGCUGUGGCCCGUGAUGGAUAAGUGGAUAAAGUACAGGAAAGGACACACGAACGUGGCGUACACUCCUGACGUCAUCAUCGCAUCCAUCCUGAGGCUGAUUGGUCGCCUGGGCCAGUUGGGUUUAAAGGAAGGAUUUCCAACUACUGUGAAAAAUAUCAGUUCGGUUAUUGGUAUGUUCAUACAGCACGCUCAGGAUGAAGAUAUCCCGUGGGGCAUCCAGCUGGCGGCUGUGUAUGCUCUGUGUGACUUGAGCCCCAGCAACCCAGAGGAGAUCCUGAAGAUCCUGGAGGCCUGGCGGAGAGAGACCUCCCACUGUGUUCCCUCUGCCAUCGCCAGCUGCCUGGAGGAAGUUGGCGCCCUGAGGACGGGGGACCUCAGGUGAGCAGCUCUGCUGCAGCGUGACAAGUGCCUUGACACAUCCCAACGCCAGUGGGCCAGCGGCUCCCAGACGAGGACAGGCGCGCGCACCAGUCCACGUGGUCCCUGCACUCCCUGCGCUCCCCGGGCCCAGAGAGGAGGAGCGGGCCGGUGUGCAGCUGCGCUGCUCCGAACCAUUGCAUUUCACUUCUGGCUGUUGUGAUCAUGUGACAUGCAGAUGUAUUCUUGUGUCUUGGAUGAAAACUUGAACUUAGCCCUUUUUUUGCUGCAGAAAGUGUCCUUUUAGUGGCUUUUUAAAACUAAGUGGCAUUUUAUAAUGAACUUAACAAUAUGAGACCAUGAUUUGGUUCCUGAGCUAUUUUUAGGUGAAAUGCUCAAAUGAGUGGCUAGGAAAAAAUAAAUUGGCUACAAAGAGAAAUGGUGGAAUCUUCCACUAAGUUGGAAGUGGGCUACAAAAAUUUUCCUACAGAUUAGUGCAUAACCUACCAGGGUAAAACCCUGAGAGCCAUUAGCAGAAACUCAUUGAGUGCUUUUUCCUCAUAUCGCUAAAGUUCCUUAAAAUAUUUAACCAUCAUUCAGGAACGAAAGCCAGGCCGCAGACACUGCCUUGUGGACCUCUGGUCAGCAUCACAUCUCCGGGCCACUCGGGGAGGGAGCAGGCAGGCGAGGCUGUGUGCCGUGUACAUAAGGACAGUACUAUGAUGUGUCUCACAUUGGAUGAUAUUCCACUUCGGAAUUUUAGUAUUUGUACAUAGAAAUGGGUUUAAUAACUCACCGUGAUUCUGAUUUGUCUUAUAUUCAUGAUUUCUUAAACUCUUGUAUGUGUUUUUAUAAUAAAAAAUAAAAGUAAGCCAUGCACACUGUUGUGUUGAGAAAA